This is a messenger RNA of Hemibagrus wyckioides, 5946 nucleotides long. RefSeq names its product endothelin converting enzyme 1 (gene ece1). Gene Ontology annotation, molecular function: metalloendopeptidase activity. Gene Ontology annotation, biological process: peptide hormone processing. The transcript has 19 exons. Gene Ontology annotation, cellular component: plasma membrane. NCBI's taxonomy places the organism in Eukaryota, Metazoa, Chordata, Actinopteri, Siluriformes, Bagridae. The record is from RefSeq and is a predicted model, not a curated record. The coding region runs from base 519 to 2852 and encodes 777 amino acids.
UCUCUUCCUCUUUCUCUCUCUCUCUGUCAUUUCUGAACCACACAAACUCGCACACCCUUAUUUUUUGAACACGCACACAAGUUGUUCAGGUCUUCUCCCCUUUGUUUUUCUUGUGUGCGUCUUGCCCAACAUGGACUGUCAAAGCUUACUGGGAGAAAGUUAAAGCCACAGAAUUGCUGAACAGAACAUGGUAGAGCAUAUCAUGCUCCCAACACAGGGGUAUUUCUGACAGACAGUGCUUUUGGAGUUUAAACCUGAGGGAGAGUUUACUAUCUGUGGGAGAGAAAAGGUGAAACUUUGGGCUCUGAGGAAGAGAUAUCAGAAGGUGGGGGAGGUGAAGGAAGCGACCCCUUACACUCUUGCAUUCUGGAGACAGAGAUUGCUCGAGUUUGUUGAAGUAGUCUUUAUCCAGACUCCUUCUGAUGGAUCCUAGGAGAACCUCUUUCCCAAGGAUUCUCACAGACUACAGUGGCUUAAAAACAAACACACACAGUGAACAGUGAGGACCUGGUAUUAGUAUGGAGGCACUGAGGGAAUCUUUUCUCCUUUUAACCUUCCAGAUGUCAUCCUACAAGCGAGCUACCUCAGACGAAGAGGAGCUGAUAGACACCACCCCUGACAGAUUGUAUCAGUCUCCAACCGUUCAGGUGCUGGAGCAUAGACUGGGGUCCAGGUGUUGGUCUGAGCGAAGCCAUGUGGAGAAGAAGCUCCUUGUUGUGGUGUGUGGUCUCUCUCUGGCGUUAUUCAUAUGCAUCCUGACACUGGGUCUGCAUUAUAACGAGAAUAAAUGGGCAAGAAUGCUUGGACCCCUAUAUCAGACACACCCAGGGCUUUGCCUGACUGAACCAUGUGUGAGUGUAGCAGCGGCUGUAAUGGGAGCUCUGGACCGCUCAGUGGACCCAUGUAAUGACUUUUACAGUUAUGCGUGUGGUGGCUGGAUGAAGAAAAAUCCGCUACCAGAAGGCAAAUCACGAUGGGAUACCUUCAGCAAUCUCUGGGAGCACAACAUGGCAGUCAUGAAGAAUUUACUAGAGAGCACAGGUCAGCAGGGCCUGAGUCAGGCUCAAGAGAAGUCCCUGAAAUACUACAAAGCCUGCAUGAAUGAAGCCAAGAUCGAGGAGCUGGGAGCCCGUCCUUUACAGGAGUUCAUCAACCAGACAGGAGGCUGGGCCUUGAAUGGCCCCUGGGACAAAGACAACUUCCAGGAGGUUUUGCGCACUGUGUCAGCUAACUACCGCACCUCGCCUUUCUUCACUGUGUACGUCAGCACAGACUCCAAGAACUCCAGCAGCAACAUCAUCCAGGUGGAUCAGUCUGGACUGGGCUUGCCGUCUCGGGAGUACUAUCUCAACAAGACCACCAAUGAGAAGUAUCUCAAAGCAUAUCUGAGCUUCCUGGUAGAGCUGGGAGUCCUGCUGGGCGGCUCAGAGGAGACUUCUCGCACUUUGAUGCAGGAGAUUGUAGAUUUUGAAACUACCCUGGCCAAUAUUACGGUUCCUCAGGACGAGAGAAGGGAUGAAGAGCUCAUCUAUCAUAAGAUUCAAGCUAAAGAUUUAGCAACACUAGCUCCUGCAGUGGACUGGAUGCCUUUUCUCAAAGCAGUGUUUGCUCCAGUUGCUCUUAAUGAAUCAGAGCCUGUGGUGCUCUAUGCCACUGACUACCUCCAGAAAGUUUCACAGCUUAUUAGCAAAACCAACAAGAGCACGCUGAAUAACUACAUGAUCAUGAAAGUGGUGAGGAAGAUGGUGUCCAUAUUGGACCAGAGAUUCCAGGAUGCUGAGCAGCGUUUCCUUGAAGUCAUGUAUGGUGCCAAGAAGAGCUGCACUCCUCGCUGGAAACUGUGCGUCAGUGACACAGACAGCGCGCUAGGCUUCGCCUUAGGGGCUCUAUUUGUCAAAGCCACCUUCGCUGAGGACAGCAAGGCCUUUGCGGAAAAUAUGGUCUCGGAAAUCAAAUGGGCCUUUGAGGACGGCUUGAAACACGCGAGUUGGAUGGAUGGUGAAACCAAAAAGGCAGCCAAAGAGAAGGCGGAUGCAAUAUACAAUAUGAUAGGCUACCCAAAGUUCAUCAUGGAUCCCAAGGAGCUAGACAAAGUGUUCAAUGAAUUUGAAGUCGUGCCAGAUUUAUACUUCCAGAACGUCAUGCAAUACUACAACUUCUCAGGCCGGGUCACGGCUGACCAGCUGAGAAAAGCCCCAAACAGAGAUCAAUGGAGUAUGACCCCACCUACAGUGAAUGCCUAUUACAACCCCACAAAGAAUGAGAUGGUACUUCCUGCUGGCAUCCUUCAAACCCCCUUCUACAGUCAUUCCUGGCCAAAAGCCCUGACUUUCGGUGGCAUUGGUGUCGUUAUGGGUCAUGAGCUGACUCAUGCAUUUGAUGAUCAAGGAAGAGAAUAUGAUAAGGAUGGUAACUUGCGCUCCUGGUGGAAGAACGAAUCAGUGAAUGCAUUUAAGCAGCAGACUCAGUGCUUGGUGGAGCAAUACAGCAACUACAGCAUUAACAAGGAAGCCCUGAAUGGCAAGCACACUCUUGGUGAGAACAUCGCUGACAAUGGUGGCCUCAAAGCAGCAUACAAGGCUUAUGUGAACUGGAUCCAGAAAAAUGGGGAGGAGGCUACGCUGCCCACUCUGGGAAUGACAAAUCAUCAGCUAUUCUUUGUUAGUUUUGCCCAGGUGUGGUGUUCAGUGCGGACCCCUGAGAGCUCUCACGAGGGUGUGAUCACUGACCCCCACAGUCCCUCACGCUUCAGAGUCAUUGGCACUAUCUCCAACUCCCACGAGUUCUCCAAACACUUUGGCUGUAAGGAGGAUUCACUAAUGAACCCUAAGCGAAAGUGUGAACUCUGGUGACCCCAUUUCCACACUUUGCUGACUCCCAGGAACCUGUGCUUUGCUCCCACACAAAACCCAGAGGACUUGUAUUUAAAUAUGUUUUAAUAUAGGGCUCUAUUUUAUUCUCAUCAGGACUCGCUUACACUGGAAAGCCUGCUGGAUGUUUCGCAUGGGAGAAAGAACUGGUGUUGUAAAUAAAAUGUGUCUUUUAUUUUUUAUUUUUUUUAUUAUAAGCUAUUGUUUUAUAAGGGGAAAUUAUUUUUGUUCAUCUUGUUACAAUGUUUUAUAUAUUUCACAGAAUCCUGUAUCAUACAACAUUACUGAAUGUAGUUCAUGACCGGAAACAGAAGUGUCCAGUCAUUUUAAAUAACAGGCCACAGUGCACAACAGGCUGCAGUUUAUUACUGAGUAAACAAAUUCAACUUAAUAACGUUAUUCCAAAUCCCUUCCCACACACACACACACACACACACACACACUUGUAUAUAAUAUUGGGAUUAUAUACUAUGUCAAGUUUUUAGCUUGCUUUUAUUGACAAAAAAACAGGAACAUAAAAAUGGCAUUUCAUUAGCACUUUUUUCAGUAGAUUACUUUAUUACUCGAUGUUGCCCCCUAGUGUCAAAACAGCGACUAGCUUUUUCAAAAGUUUUUCAAUUGUAAAAUUUAACUUAAAAACAAGAUAUUCAGAAAUAAUUUGUAAUAAAUAAUUAGAACUCUUAUCAUGAUGAAUCCAGCCCACAGGCCAUAUAUUUGACACCCCUGAAUUAGCUUUUUUUCCUGCACAGACUUGAUGGCUCCCUGAUAUAAGUUAUAAGGCAAAUUAUGGCAUGGUAUUUAUUUUUUAAAAUUGACACACUCGAGAGAAGCAAAACUGUUACUGUAGUGGUUUCAUAUGAAUGAAAAAACAGUAAUAACAGUAGAGGAAAAUCUACCUUAAAUAGAAUGACCGAGAAUUUACAGUGAAGUGGCAAUGAUUAGAGAAGAUGGCAUGAAGGGGAAACAAACAGGAACCAGAUAUUCAAGUGCUUACAUUCAUUUCAUUUCAUGCUCUUUUACAUUUUAAUGUGACCUUUGGGUUGAAAUGCUUCCAUUUCAUAGCCUUAGGUUUGAUCAUCUCAAAGAAUUGCUACCCAAAACCAAAUUAAUUUCUUUCUGGAUAAAUCUCUAAUCAUAAUAAAGAAAAAUAUUUAAUAUAAUACAAUAUAAUAUACAAUCAAUAUUUAAAUAAAUCAAUAUUAUUCAAUAAAGAAAAAUAAGUCCUUGGCACAAAAACAUUGCGUGUAAACAAAUACAAUCAUUCAGAUGAAAUAUAACAAUUAGACAAAAGCAUGGUGCCUCAGUAAAUGUGUUGUGAUUAGAUUCAAAAUGCCACCAGUGGGUCAGGAAGUAAAAAAAAAAAAAAAAAUCUCCUCUUUCCUAAUUAUUUACUAGUGUCAAGAUCCAAUGACUAGAUGUUUUAAAGCAUGUCUCAUAAAUCUUAGCUCGAGCCAUAACCGCAUCAGUGUGAUCCAUAUAUAUAUUUACAAUUUCACAGUGAUCACAGAGUACAAAACAUGCUUGGAUUUUUUUUCUUUGUUAUUCUUUUUUUAUUAUUAUUAUUAUUUUGGUUCUCCGUUUGGUUUUCUGGGACAUGAUAUAUGUAUUGUGCAAUACUUAAAAUCUGUUGUUUGUGGGCUAUGUUUGUGGUUUAGACAUUGAACUACUGAUUGAAAGGUUGUGAGUUCAAAUCCCACCACUGCCACUGCUGGGUCCUUAACCAUAAACUGCUCAACUGUAUAAAUAACAUAAAUGUAAGUCGCUCUGGAUAAGACCAUCUGCCAAAUGUCGUGAAUGUAAAUGUAAACGUAUGGCCUGCUGUAAGAAUGUGUGUGUGUGUUUGGGUUUGGAAUGAAUGAAUGAACAUACACAGAGCUUUGUUUGACAAGAUGGGAAAUAUUUGCUGCUGUUCAAAUGUGACAAUUGAGACUGCACACAUUGUUGGUCCAUUAAUAUGACCAGUGUUGAUUAUGAUACAGAUGUAAAAUGUGAAUACAUGUUAUAAUGUUUUUUCUUACCUGGAAGCAAAAAUUGAGAUGCAAUAAAGUUUUAUCCAAAUAAUUCAAUAAUCAUAUAAACUACUCUGAGCAUUUCCCUUAGAAAUAAAGAAGCCUCAGAGGCUUCUUUGUUGAUGUGGUUCCUUUAUAAUCACACCAUGUCACAAAAUGCAUCCAAACCCAAAAUUCAGCAUUAUUUCCUAUUUCAGAUGUAUUCACAGUUAGUUCAAAGUGACUUCUUUACUUCAGGGAUCUCUGGUUUCCCUCCCCAAUCCAAGAGCAUGUGUUGUAGGCUGAUUGGCAUCUUUAAAUCGUCUGUAGUGUGUGAGUAGUUAAGUGUGCAAUUGUACCUUGUGAUGGACUGGCACCCCCCAGGUCCCCAGGGAUAGAUGGAUGAGACUACAGUAACAUUUGAACAUAUGUGUAAUGUACAUAGUGGGAAAAGUGACUAAAAAACAAAUCUUUCUUGCACUGAGUUAUCAGCCUAGUGGGAAGUGUGAUAAUAUAAUCAGUGCCAGGGUGGUGUGAUAUGGCCCGGUGCCAAGCAUAGGAGUCCGGUUUAUACUUGAAGCAUGAUUUUGAGUGUCCUUGCAGAAGCAGCAGCAGUCAUUGUGAGAGUUAUUGUUCACAUAUUUGCCUACUUAUCUUUUGCAGAUCUGGAGGAUUAAAUGUGACAUUCAUUAGAUGGCAGAUUUCCAAGGUUGUUGUUUUUUUUCCAACUACAAAAUGUUUUGUGCACAGCAAUGUUAAACAUAUUAACAUAAAGGUCUGUCUAAACCUUUCACUGUCGUUGUGAAUGUUGUCAUGAGCUGUGUCUCAAUUCAGAAACUCUGACUUUACAUUCAAAAGUAUUUACUAAUCUAGAAAUCUUAAUAAGAAAACUCAAUAACAGUGUGGAAUAGUGCAUAAGCAGGCAAUUUGAGACACAACACUAGCUUGUUUCACAGAGGUAGAUGGACUCUGUAGAUCCUUCUCUGAAUUCCUACUCAAGUGUAGAUAGUCAGGGUUGUGAAUAAGGCUAAGACAGGAUGUACAUUUUAUUUAAAAGUGGCUUGUUUGACUUGAAGGAACCAAGUUAA